AUGGAGAAAUUACUAAUUAUCUGAUCUUGCUUUUGAAUAGGGGCUUUCUGUCUCAAUGUUGAGGAUAUUGCAUCAGGAUUUCGAAGAGAGUUGCAUCAAAGUGGUCGGCACCUGAUGUACAUGGAUCUCGAAACAGUUGAUGUGUUUGGGAAUACCACAAAUUUAAUGUACUACUACUCAAACCUUUACUUUGGAGAUCAUGAUAACUUAUCAAAGCAGUCGUUGAUCCUAGACACUGGAUCAGGGAUCACCUGAUUCCCUUGCAAGGAUCUAUGCCUGCAGUGUGGCAAACAUUUGAACACUUAUUAUGAUGUGAUGAAUUCAAAAUCUGUAGAAUUUUUAAAUUGAAAAUAAGGACCACUGCACUUGUAGCACUGAAGACAGAUGUUUCUUUGCUCAGAGGUACGGAGAAGGCUCUUCAUACCUGGGCUUCUGGAUUAAUGAGAAUGUGUACCUCAAUAGCCAAGAUGAUGUGAAUAAUACGAUAAAAAUGACAGUCGGUUGUGUCACUGAGGAGACUAAAUUAUUUAAAACUCAGAAGGCAGAUGGAAUCAUGGGACUCAGCACUGCAGGGAAUCUAAAAUCGAAGCCAAUCUACUAUCACCUACAUGAAGCUGGCUUGAUUGAGCAUCUGGAAUUCUCUCUCUGAUUAGGCCACAAUGGAGGAAAAUUUAUUGUGGGUGGAUAUGACGAAAAAUUAAUUGUUAACACUUCAGAAGAAUGCCAACAAGAAAACUGACUACAAUGGACCAAGAUGCGAAGAGAUUCACAGUUUAAAGUUAAUUUAGAGAAGAUCAAGGUUGGGAAUAUCAUAAUCCCUUCAAAAGUCAAGAUAGGAUUUAUUGAUUCUGGGACUACUUAUACCUACAUGACUUCUGCUCAGAAGGCUCAAAUCGAUAGAGCAAUUACAAGUCUUUGUGAGACUGGAGAUUAUAACUGCUACGGCAAGAAAGUAGGUCUAGGAUGAUAUAAGUUCAAAGAGACUAAAAGCUUAUCUGUAAAAGAUUUCUUCCUGUCAUAUCCAAUCCUUUCUUUUGUUACUAAAGAAGGAGGCACCAUUAAAUGGUUUCCUAGCGAAUAUUUCAUCAAGUUUAAAGAUAAAUAUUGCUUAGCAAUCGACCCUUAUGGAGGAGGAGCCGAAAUAAUUAUGGGAGGAAGCUCAAUGAGACAAACAAUGUUCAUUUUCGAUAAAGACAAUAACAGAGUUGGUUACGCUAGAGCAAAGUGCUCUGAAGAUGCAAACAUGAUCAUGACUGAUUCAGAGAUAUUUGCUAGUAAUAAAGCUGAGAAGACAAAGGAAGAAUGAUAUAACUGCAUAACUGCUCAACUUUCAGAUGAGCCUUUGUUCUAUGGUGUAAUCACAAUCCUACUCUUAUUGAUAUUUUGAUUAUGAACCUUAGUAGGCUAUAAGUGCUUCAAGAAAAUCCGGGAAAACAGGCAAACUCGGUUUAUCAGAUAUGAAGUUGAUGCUAAUUCUUCUUCUGUGAUGCGAGGAGAGGAUAGCAUCCAGCUUGAGCUGGAUGAAGUUCCUCACUAAGUGAAUAGUGAAAUGAAAGAGUAGAUGAAUUCAAUAUUGAA
This is a messenger RNA of Moneuplotes crassus, 1578 nucleotides long. Lineage: Eukaryota; Ciliophora; Spirotrichea; Euplotida; Euplotidae. The record is from the annotation of a GenBank genome assembly.